This is a messenger RNA of Lactuca sativa (garden lettuce), 1463 nucleotides long. Its product is annotated as large ribosomal subunit protein uL4. Gene Ontology annotation, biological process: translation. Lineage: Eukaryota; Viridiplantae; Streptophyta; Magnoliopsida; Asterales; Asteraceae. The record is from RefSeq and is a predicted model, not a curated record. Gene Ontology annotation, molecular function: structural constituent of ribosome. Gene Ontology annotation, cellular component: ribosome.
CUCAAAAACCUAUUUCUCCUUGCCCAAAACCCUAGCCUCCCCAUUCCUCUCUGCACUCCGAUCUCGCAGAAAUGGCCGCCGCUCGUCCCCUCGUCACCGUUCAAUCCUUGGAGUCCGACAUGGCCACCGACAGUGCUGGGAUUCCUCUUCCCCAAGUCAUGAAGGCUUCUAUCCGGCCCGAUAUCGUCAAUUUCGUUCACUCCAAUAUCUCCAAAAACUCCCGUCAACCCUACGCCGUUUCCCGAAAGGCCGGCCACCAGACCUCCGCCGAGUCAUGGGGUACUGGACGUGCAGUAUCCCGUAUUCCUCGUGUUCCUGGUGGCGGAACUCACCGUGCCGGACAAGGAGCUUUCGGUAACAUGUGUCGUGGUGGACGCAUGUUCGCACCGACCAGGAUCUGGCGCCGCUGGCACAGGAAGAUCAAUGUCAACCAGAAGAGGUACGCUGUGGUUUCAGCCAUCGCUGCUUCUGCUGUGCCGUCGCUCGUGAUGGCUCGUGGUCACCGUAUUGAGUCGGUGCCUGAGCUUCCUUUGGUUGUUAGCGACUCUGCAGAGGGCGUUGAGAAGACUCAGAACGCUAUCAAGGUUUUGAAGCAGAUCGGUGCUUAUGCUGAUGCGGAGAAAGCUAAGGAUUCAGUUGGUAUUCGUCCCGGAAAGGGAAAAAUGAGGAACCGCAGGUACAUUUCUCGUAAGGGACCAUUGAUUGUGUACGGCACUGAAGGUGCCAAGCUCGUGAAGGCUUUUAGGAACAUUCCUGGUGUCGAAAUCGCGAAUGUUGAGAGGUUGAAUUUGUUGAAGCUUGCUCCUGGUGGACAUCUAGGAAGGUUCAUCAUCUGGACUAAAUCUGCUUUUGAAAAGUUGGAUUCCAUCUACGGAUCAUUUGAUAAGACUAGUGAGAAGAAGAGGGGUUAUGUUUUGCCGAGGGCAAAAAUGGAGAAUGCCGACUUAGCUCGGAUCAUCAAUUCUGAUGAGGUCCAGUCUGUGGUUAAGCCAAUCAAGAAGGAGGUAAAGAGGGCUCCAAUGAAGAAGAACCCAUUGAAGAACUUGAAUACUAUGCUGAGGUUGAACCCCUACGCCAAGACUGCCAAGAGGAUGGCUGUGCUUGCUGAGGAACAGAGGAAGAAGGCUAAGAAGGAAAAGCUUGAUGCCAAGAGGCAACCCAUUUCCAAGGAGGAAACUGCCAAAAUCAAGGCAGCUAGCAAAUCAUGGUACAAGACAAUGAUUUCAGACAGUGACUAUGCUGAGUUUGAUGUUUUCACCAAGUGGCUUGGAGUUUCACAGUAAUCCUUCAUAUGUGUUAGGUUUUUAAGAUAAGAGUUUAUAAAGAACAUUUGUUUUGUGUUGUUUUUUUGAUAAGAUUGGAUUUUUAUGGGUUUAAUUUUGCAACAAGUUUUGUUGUGUGAUGGAGUUAUGGUUAUGGUUGGAACUUUAAUCUUAAUCUAUGUUAUAUUUAUGUUUGGUUUA